UGGGGCCAAAUAGCCGAAUUUGCUCUCUUUUACGAAAGAAAACAAAAAAAGUGCUUUUGGCGCAAAAGCAGAAGCUACUAAUUUCCUCUGUGCGGUGGGUCAUAUAUGGCUGAAGGUGAGAGCUUGACGGAAUCAUCUUCUGACCCGAAUCCGAAUCCGAAUCCGAACCCGGACCCGUGUUCAAUUUGUCUGUCAUCGGUCACUCAAGAUUCAUACUUAGACAAAUGUUUCCAUAAAUUUUGCUAUAACUGCAUCAUAAGAUGGAUUAAUGUAGUUGCAAGCAAGCAGUCUUCUGCGUCUUCAACAGUGACGUGUCCUAUGUGCAAGACAGAGAACUUAUCCAUUAUAUAUGGAUACGAUGGAACUUAUUUUCAACGGCAUUAUGUUGGUAAGAGUCUCGAGAAUAGUGAAUUCUUUUCGGAAGCCCACAGAUACAGAUUGAAAUGUUACUACACUGAACCCGGUGAUCUAGCUGAUAAACUACAAGUGCCACGUUAUUGGAAGUUCCGUAAGUAUAUACAGCACAAUCAUUUUCUAGGUGACUGGCUUAGACGGGAAUUUCAGGCUCUAAUUCAGGUAGAGGAUGUCGACAUUAUCAUGCAUCAUACGCUCGGUGUGGUUGACUCGUUGAGAAGAGAUUGGUUAAAAGACCCUAAAAUUUCAACUGAAAAGGUACGACAAGCGUUCAGAGCGUCAAUUUAUGAAGCAGUAAGACCUUUCUUAACAGGUAGAACCGAAAGGUUUGUAAAUGAGUUAGAACUAUUUGUGGGGUCCGGCAUGAAUAUCGAGGCCUUUGAUAAAGUCUAUAUUAAGCAUUUAGGUUGGAAAUUUCUUGAAAUAAACGAGAAUGAGCAUGAUGAUGAACCAUCGAAUGAGAAUCAUACGUCAGCUGUUCCAUACUUGUACAUCCUUGAUGAAGAAUCUGAUGAAAACUGAGUGUUUAAUUUGCUUUGUAAUGAAAUAAUCUAUUUUAUGAUGGCUUUCAUUGUGAGUUGAUUAUUUUUA
Molecule: messenger RNA, 1005 nt
Organism: Erythranthe guttata (spotted monkey flower)
Lineage: Eukaryota; Viridiplantae; Streptophyta; Magnoliopsida; Lamiales; Phrymaceae
Product: RING/U-box superfamily protein
Molecular function (GO): metal ion binding
Source: RefSeq, a predicted model, not a curated record